Molecule: messenger RNA, 897 nt
Organism: Cuscuta europaea
Lineage: Eukaryota; Viridiplantae; Streptophyta; Magnoliopsida; Solanales; Convolvulaceae
Source: the annotation of a GenBank genome assembly
UUCCAUUUCAAUAAUUUCGAUUUCCUUGUUUGACUCUAAACUGGUCUUAAUUGGUUGUCUGAUGAGAAUGGAUUCCUGUCGUGAUCUGCUGCUGCGGCUAAUGUCGACGUUCUUGGGAAUAGUUGCGUUUGGGAUGUUGACGGCGGCGGCGGCGGCGGCGACUAAAGUUCGGCCGCCACGCACUUUCCACGCCGGUGGAAAAGAUGGGUGGCGCUUGGUGCCUGAUGAUGGGUUGAACCGCUGGGCUGAGUCACAGCGCUUCCGAGUCAAUGAUACCAUCAUUUUCGAGUACGAGAAGGGGAAGGAUUCGGUGUUGGUGGUGAGGAAGAGGGAGUACUACCACUGCAACGCCACCAGUCCCAUCCACAACCUCACGGACGGCCACUCCGCCCUCAAGUUCACCCGCCACGGCACUUUCUACUUCAUCAGCGGAUUUGCCGAUCAUUGCCUCAAGGGCCAAAGGCUUGCCGUCACCGUCAUGUCUCCUUAUCUUCACCAUCGCCACGCCACCAAAACCCCACCUCCACCCUCCCCCUCCCCUGCCCCACAGGUUCCCCCGCCGGCUCCAGCAACCCAGACCCCGCCGCCUGCUACCCCGGAUUCGAAGCAGCCGCCGCCGGCAGGAGGUGAUGGAUGGGUGGUGGCCCCAGCACCGGCUCCCAAGAACUCAGGGCAGAGCUCAGUAUUCAUUUCUUGGGGCGUUACUAUGCUGGCAGGGUUGUUUGUUUGCCUGGUUUAAGGAUCCGUUUGUACCCGGCCCCUUUAAUAAUAUGCUCUAAUCAUUUGGUUGUCGGAUUAUAUUCAAGACUUCUAUUUGUCUGGUUUCAAGUUGAAAUAUGAUGGUCUAAGGCUAACCGUAACCCAACCCGUUAAUAAAUCUAAUUCCUCUUCAAUUUA